CGCCCACAUUAAAGCCCGAGCAGCGUCCGCAUCCGCGUCCGCACCCGCGCACCGGCGUCCUCGGUCAGCUAGGAGAUCCAGGAGCAUGAGCAGGACUCUGUGCAGCGGGAGCAGAUGUCAGGGUACAAGCGCAUGCGGCGGCAGCAUCAGAAGCAGCUGAUCGCCCUGGAAAACAAGCUAAAGGCUGAAAUGGAUGAGCACAAGCUUCGGCUGCAGAAGGAAUUGGAGACCCAGGCUAACAACACUUACAUCGAACUGGAACGGCUGGCCAAGAAGCAGGCCACCCACUUGGAGAAGGAGAUGAAGGCUAUAGCCACAGAGGAAAAAAGAAUCCAGCAACAAAUCUUGGUCCAACAGAAGAAGGAACUGACCACCUUCUUGGACACACAAAAAAAGCAGUACAGGUUGUGCCGAGACCAGAUAAAGGAGGAGAUGAAUGAAGACACAAGCACACCAAAGGAGGAGAAACAAGAGCGGUUGUCACGUCACAAGGAGACAAUGCAGCGUUCACAGGCCGAGGAGGAGGCGCAUCUGCUCAACCAGCAGAGACUUGUCUACGAGAGGAGCUGUCGCGCUUUGAAGAGACGAAGCCUCAUAAAAAAACAUGAGUUCGAGCAGGAGCAGAUUCGAGAGGAGCUAAACAAGAAGAAACUGCAGAAGGAGAUGGAGCAGGCGCUUUUGAUAAGACAUGACGAGUCCACGCAGGAACUGGAGCGACGACAGUUGGAGUGUCUGCAGAGACUUCGUAUGGAGCUAAUCAGACUGCAACACCACACCGAGCUGGAAAACCAGGAGGAAUACAACAACCGACGCCAGAGAGAACUGCACAGGAAACAUGCACUGGAGCGCCGGCAGCAGCCCAAAAAUCUCAAGGCGUUGGAGAUGCAGAUCAAAAAGCAAUUCCAGGAUACCUGUAAGGUUCAGAAUAAGCAGUACAAAGCUCUGAGAAACCAUCAGCUUGAAGUCUCGCCCAAGGGUGACCACAAAACUCUGCUGAAGUUUCUAAAGGAGGAGCAGACGCGCAAACUUGGAGUGUUGGCCGAGCAGUAUGAGCAAAGCAUUAACGACAUGAUGGCCUCGCAAGCGUUACGUCUGGAUGCUGAGCAGGAGGCUGAAUGCCAGGCUUUAAGGCGACAGUUGCAGCAGGAAAUGGAGCUUUUGGAUGCCUACCAAAGCAAGACAAAGGCACAGGCCGAAGAUCAGUAUGAGCAUGACAUGCAGAAGCUGGAGCAGAAGGCGUCCUUGCGCAGGGCUCACCUGGAACAGAAAAUCGAAGAGGAGCUGACUUCACUACAGAAAGAGCGGACAGAAAAAAUCAAGAAUUUAUUUGAAAGGCAGGAGCGAGAGCUGGAGAUGUUUGAUGCUGAGAGCGCCCGAUUGGGAUUCGGAAGCUUGGCCUCCUUCGAUUUUCCCAAGGAGGACGACAGAUGAUUGAACCCAGGCCGGAGAGACUGUUUGAUGCUGAUGUCUCUGGACACAUUGUGCCUGUACUGUCCCUGACUUUUGGAUUUUACCAAGAUCACCUUUACAGUGAACAUGCUGGAUCAGUCUUUUACUUAUAUCCUGGCUGGGAAACUUCUCUGAAAGGACAUAAAAUGCAGCCGAAACAGAUGAUCUAACUGAAUGAGCUAAAGAAGAACAGACUUUUUUUCUCCUUGCCCUCAACCCACUUUUGGUAUUAAAUCAGUAAUUCAGGAUAUUUUAGUACAAGUAAGCACUUUGAUAUGUUUAAGUAUGAACCCUACAUGUAAAGUGAACAUAUUGUGCGAAAAUGCCUUUGGUCUAAUCAAAGGACAUUGCGACUGUAGAAUGUGUCCUCCGUCUUCACCGUGGCUAUUAGCUGUUUUUGUCUUUGUUUCUCACAGCGAAUGUGAACACUGUCGACCAGAGCUGUAUGCAAAGGCAGGUUUUAACACAGUGUCUGAUUUUAAAAUAUAGUGACUAUAUUGAAAGCAUUCAAUUAAUUUCAUAUCGUAGUAGAAAACACACCAGUUUUUAAAAAGGCUUAAAAAAAUAAACAACUAGGCGCUAUAAUUUUCAUCGUUAAGUAUCCUAAAUUAAUUGGCAUUAGUUUUUGAUCAGGGUGUUUAUUACAAUGAAUCAAUUCUGUCAGAUUCCUUCCUGGUAUUAUUGCAUGCACUUUAAAAGACAAAUUCAGGUCGUGAAGUGGAGCAUGGAUCUGUCAGAGAUUUUAGCUGUCUGUAAAUAAAAAGUGGUCCAUAGCAGUUUUGUUUCAUGGCUAUUGAUACUAAACAUAAGCUUUAUCUUUGAGAGAUUGCCAAAUUGCCAAAUGCCUUUAAGUUGUGUUGAAUGUUUUUCAUUUAUUUAUUUAUUCAUUUAUCUCUUUUGAUCAGGCGACUUUAUUGUUUGUUGCAUUGUGAAUCAUUUAGUGUGGCGUUAUUCUUGCUCUUGUACAGGGAAUAAAUGGUGCGAUUUGUGUUGUACAAAUUUUAUAUAAAUAUUUGUAAAUGAUAACCUAAAUAGCAGUUUACACAUGUUUUGAUCGGUCUUUGCCAACAGAAAUAUAAGGAAUCUCAUUUAGUGGUUGGUGGUGAUGAACGGCAAACUAUUUUUGUAAGCAAAACAGAGAGAUUUGCCAGUUUCACUUGUAAUCUGACAGCAUAGUGUAAUGUCUUAUAGUGGGGUUCUUUCUGGCAGGAUUCAUGGCUAGCUGGCAUCUAAGUAAGCAACAACUAAAAUAAAAUUAACUUCUUUAAAAAAAAGUGGCAAUUGUGGGGCCAGGACAUUUAGUAUCUUUUUAAGCCCUAAAGAUUCAUAUCUUUUUUAAAACUACUGGCACCACUCUAUGCAUACCUGGCACAGAACAGGUUGUGGAUCUCAAACUAAGGGGUGCCAUUUAGUUUCGUAUUUUGUGACUGUCGUUACAGGCCUGUUUUAGAACAAAGCCAUUGUUGAAACUGCCAUUGCACAAGUGAACUGAUGUUUUAACGAAUAAACUCAAUGAAGUUUUGGUUGGCUAUUGAUAUGUGAUGAAAAUAUAAGUAUGUUUUUUUUGUUUUGUUUGAUUUUUUUUUUUUUGCCAUUUCAGGCUAUAAAGAGAUUAAGAACAUAGUGAGUGCAAUAAAACAAUAUCUACCCAUUC
Molecule: messenger RNA, 3103 nt
Organism: Trichomycterus rosablanca
Lineage: Eukaryota; Metazoa; Chordata; Actinopteri; Siluriformes; Trichomycteridae
Gene: taok3b
Product: TAO kinase 3b
Exons: 8
Coding region: 115-1431 (438 amino acids)
Biological process (GO): protein phosphorylation; regulation of cytoskeleton organization
Cellular component (GO): cytoplasm
Molecular function (GO): protein serine/threonine kinase activity
Source: RefSeq, a predicted model, not a curated record